Molecule: messenger RNA, 2903 nt
Organism: Rosa chinensis
Lineage: Eukaryota; Viridiplantae; Streptophyta; Magnoliopsida; Rosales; Rosaceae
Product: mediator of RNA polymerase II transcription subunit 25
Exons: 15
Coding region: 223-2757 (844 amino acids)
Biological process (GO): positive regulation of transcription by RNA polymerase II
Cellular component (GO): transcription regulator complex; mediator complex
Source: RefSeq, a predicted model, not a curated record
AGAGACUCCCAGGUUGGUCUCGAAUUCCCUGCUCUACAUUUUCACCACAGAAGAAGAAGAAGAAGAGCCCCAACCUGUUCUCACUACUAGUAUUCCUACUAGUUGGUGGGAAAUUCAAACGUCCCCGCCUCAUACGGCGGCGUUUCGUCUUCCGAUUCCGUCUCCGGCUCUCUCAGCUCUCGCGCAUUUCUGAGACGGUUGACGGUCUUCGCCAACCGCACGAUGACGGAGAAGCAGUUGAUCGUGGUCGUUGAAGGCACGGCGGCCAUCGGGCCUUACUGGUCAGCCGUCGUCUCCGAUUACGUCGAGAAGAUCAUCAGGUCUUUCUCUGGAAACGAGUUAAGUGGUCAGAAGCCCUCCACUUCUAUUGUUGAGAUGUCUUUGGUCACAUUCAAUACUCAUGGAUCUUAUUCCGGUUGCUUGGUACAACGGAGUGGUUGGACAAGAGAUGUUGAUCGUUUCUUACAAUGGCUGUCAGCUAUUCCCUUAGCAGGUGGUGGUUUUAGUGAUGCUGCAAUUGCAGAAGGGCUUUCUGAAGCCCUAAUGAUGUUCACUAACAUUCAAAAUGGAAGCCAAAAUCAACAAAAUGUGGAUUUUCAAAAGCAUUGCAUUCUUGUUGCCGCUAGUAACCCUCAUCCCCUGCCCACUCCAGUCUAUAGACCACAAAUUCAAAAUGUGGAGAAGAGUGAAAAUAUUGAUGCACAAACCGAAAGCCGUCUGUAUGAUGCUGAGGCUGUUGCUAAAUCAUUUGCACAGUGCCUUGUUUCUCUGUCAGUCAUCUGUCCGAAACAGCUUCCUAAACUCAGAGCCAUUUACAAUGCGGGAAAGCGCAACCCCCGGGCAGCAGAUCCACCGAUUGAUAAUGUGAAAAACCCCCACUUUCUCGUUCUAAUCUCAGAGAAUUUUAUGGAGGCGCGGGCUACUUUAAGUCGUCCCGGAAGUACAACUUUGCCCUCAAAUCCGAGUACUGUAAAGAUGGACAUAGCUCCUGUUGCAUCAGUGACAGGGCCACCUCCAACUUCUAUGCCAUCUGUGAAUGGAUCUGUUAUGAAUCGGCCAUCAGUUUCUGUUAACAAUGUGCCUCCUGCGACAGUGAAAGUGGAGCCAAGCACUGUAAGUUCAAUGGUAGCUGGACCUCCUUUUGCACACGUUCCAUCUGUUCGUCCUCCUUCCCAAGGAGUUCCAACCUUGCAAACUUCUUCACCAUCUUCUGGUGAGAUGAUUACAAACAAUGAGAGUGUGCCAGAUUUGAAACCUAUAGUGAGUAAUGUGACACAUCAACUACGUCCUGUGGGUAGCAUCCUCAAUAAUAUCUCUCAAGCACGCGUGAUGAAUUCUGCAGCCUUAUCUGGAGGAUCUUCUAUAGGUCUCCAAAACAUGGGUCAAAAUCCUAUGGCCAUGCAUGUAUCAAACAUGAUAUCGAGUGGAAUGGCAUCUUCGGUGGCUGCUACUCAAAAUGUAUUUUCAUCUUCAGGGCCUCACACUCUUGCACAGGUUGCUCAGAGCACAGGUCUUAGUUCAUUUACUUCAGGUACUUCCAAUGUGUCUGGAAAUUCUAACCUUGGGAUGUCGCAACCAAUGAGUAACCUCCAAGGUGGUGUUAGCAUUGGCCAAUCUGUUCCUGGCAUGAGUCAAGGAAAUCUCUCAGGACCCCAGAUGGUUCAAAGUGGCAUUGGAAUGACUCCAAACAUGAUGAGUGGCCUUGGUUCAUCAGGUACCUCCUCUGGAACUGGGACAAUGAUUCCCACUCCAGGCAUGUCUCAACAGGCACAAUCUGGGAUGCAGUCACUUGGUGCAAACAAUAGUUCAGUUUCUAAUGUGCCGUUGUCACAACAGACGUCAAGUGCUCUGCAGUCUGCACAAUCCAAAUAUGUGAAAGUGUGGGAGGGAAACUUAUCUGGGCAGAGACAAGGGCAACCUGUGUUUAUUACUAGAUUGGAGGGAUACAGAAGUGCUACAGCAUCUGAGACGCUUGCAGCAAACUGGCCACCGACAAUGCAAAUAGUCAGGCUCAUAUCUCAGGAUCACAUGAAUAACAAGCAAUAUGUGGGAAGGGCAGACUUUCUAGUAUUUCGGGCAAUGAAUCAGCAUGGAUUUCUUGGGCAGUUGCAAGAAAAGAAGCUUUGUGCUGUCAUCCAAUUGCCGUCUCAGACACUACUGCUCUCUGUUUCGGACAAAGCUUGCCGCUUGAUUGGAAUGCUUUUCCCAGGGCUAAGUCUACCAUCGGUUCAGGAUAUGGUUGUGUUUAAGCCACAAGUAGGCGGUCAGCAGCAGCAGAUGCAACAAAUGCAACAACAGCAGCCGCAGCUACAACAGAUGCAGCAACAGCAACCACAGCUCCAGCAACAACAGCAACCGCAACUGCAGCAGCAGCAGCAUCCACAAAUGCAACAACAGCAACAGCAACCGCAACUGCAGCAGCAGCAGCAUCCGCAGAUGCAACAACAGCAGCAGCAUCCGCAGAUGCAACAGCAGCAGCAGCAGCAGCAUCCACAGAUGCAACAGCAGCAGCAGCAGCUUCCGCAGAUGCAGCAGCAACAGCAGCAUCCACAGAUGCAACAGCAGCAGCUCUCGCAGCUCCAGUCACAACAGCAAAUUCCACAACUGCAGCAACUGCAGCAACAACACCAACAGCAACAGUUGGUUGGGGGUGGAAUGGGUCAAGCUUAUGGUCAAGGCCGGUCACAAUUACUUUCACAAGGACAAGUUUCAUCACAACAAGGGCCUAAUAUGCCCGGAGGAGGCUUUAUGGGUUAACAACAGUGUUGCUUGUUAGAAGUAGUAGUAUAGUAGACUGGCAUAUUUAUAUAUUAAUUUUAUGGAUCACAGUUUUAUCUAAACAAGUUUCAUAUAUUUAUAUAUUUAGCACUAGCAAACAUGCUGGUGUUCGAUGCCUUGAUCAA